GGCACACCAGAUGCCCAGGAACCCAGUUCUUGCGCUCCCGCAUGCCGGCAGGCAAUGGGCGGGACGUUCCCUCGCCCGGCCACUUGGGAAUACGUACCGACUGUAAGUACUGCUGGUACCAAAACUUCCAUGAAAUAGAUCUGUCUAUGAUUGCGCUCUGCGCAACCGAACGCUGGUCCGAUUGAUCUCUUUUAGUGUCAUCGGAUGCAAGGGCCUGCUCUCGAGCCAAAGUUAGUUGUGCCCAUCAAUAGUGACCGGUUGGAGACGCCACAAAUGUCGUUUGUGGAACAUGGCAUUUAUCACUCGUGAUGCCCGUCUACUUCCGUCAGUGACAACACAGCCAUUGCAUUUCACAACACUCACGAAACCUCCUUGAGAAGCCAUUACCGUCUGGAUCCGCAUCUAUUCUCGCCUUUCUUCACACAUCAACUAACCAUGGGAGCCAUCAUUCCCAACUCUGAGAGGUAUCCUAUGGCCUCAGACCCCGUACUGAUGAUGGGCGCCUCUGCCCAACACGCUUUCACUACGGACUCCUCUCCGGAGGAUCCGUAUAUCUAUCAAGUUGGAUUUGGAAACAGAUUCUCUUCUGAAGCCAUUCCCGGGACUCUACCUCGAUCAUGUAAUGUACCGCAAAGAGUAAAGUACAACCUUUAUUCCGAGCAGCUCAACGGCUCUACCUUUGUUGCCUCUCGAAGCGACAUCCAAAAUGCCUGGUUCUACCGGAUUUUCCCAUCUGUGGCUCACGGAGAUAUAUCAAAGAAGCCACGAAACCCAGAUAUUGAGUCAAGAUUUACAUCGGGGAAUGAGAAUGUCGAGUUUGUUCCCGGAGGACUCUGUUGGAGAGCAUUCUCGGUGCCAAAGACGGAUGGGCCGGCUAUCGACUUCGUCCAGGGGCUCAAGACGAUAGUUGGAAAUGGCGACUCGACGACCAAGGACGGCUUGGCUGUACACGUGUACGCUGCAAAUUCUUCAAUGAAAAGCCGCGCAUUCUGCAGCAAUGAUGGCGACAUGCUUUUCGUGCCUCAGACUGGCAGGCUGGACAUUCAGACAGAAUUUGGGAGAAUGAUGGUUCGGCCUGGCGAGCUGGCGGUGAUCCAGAGUGGCAUCCGCUUCAAGGUCGGGUUGCCGGAUGGUCCGGCCCGGGGUUACAUCCAAGAGAUAUUCGGAAGCCGGUACGAGCUGCCAGAACUGGGGCCGCUCGGAAGCAACGGGAUGGCUUUGCCUCGCGAUUUCGAGUUCCCCGUCGCCUCAUUUGACAUGGAUACGUCGGAGUGGGAGAUCGUGUAUAAACUGGCUGGAAAGUUGUGGUCCUGCAAGCAGAACCACACGCCCUUCGACGUAGUCGCAUGGGAUGGCAACUAUGUGCCUUUCAAAUAUGCCGCCGAGAAGUUUGUCAACGCCGCUUUCGUGGACAAGGACCAAGCCGACCCCAGUCUCUACACCGUCUUGACGGCGAAGUCCAAGAUGCCCGGUAUACCCGCAACAGAUGUCAUGUUCUUCACGCCAAAGUGGUCUUCGGCGACGAAUACCUUUCGACCUCCCUACUAUCAUCGAAAUAUGUCGACGGAGGUGGUGGGAAUCGUGUAUGGCGGUUACAAGGGCACCAGUCGCAAUCUGGAAGCUGGUGGCCUGAGUUUCCAGUCGAGCUUCAUGCCGCAUGGAGAAACCCAUGAGGCGUUUGUGCAAGCGACUACCAAUGAGCUGAAGGCUCAACGCGUGGGAGAAGGCUUUCUCGGUUUUAUGUUCCAAAUCAGCACUCACUGCGCGGUGACACAAUACGCCUUGGAAAGGAGCGGCGUGCUGGAAGUACCGCCGGCAUCUCUUUGGGACUCAAUGCAAGGACACUUUCUCGAGCACGCCGAAGAAGUAAAUAGCGACUUGCGAAGACGAGGACUGCCGACCCUCGGGGCCACCGUGAGCCAUUGAGAGCGAAGCGAAGCGGCGUCGAUCCAUUCAUCAUCACUACCUAGUGAAAGCGGGAUUUUUUGGUUUCCCACCUAAGCCUUGCGUGCCUUUGGUCUUCCAACACACCGUCUCUUCUCCGUUUGAUCCGAAAUAGCGAAGCGAUGCACAGCGAUGACAACAUUUGCCAGCGAUUUUUGGAAAGAUUUUCUACAGUUACGGAUAUAUGAUCAACAAUUCGGUGGUGGCCGGGGGAUUUUGCCGAAAGGGUUUUGUCUUUUUCUCUUUUUUUUUCUUUUGUCCAUGGUCACGAUCGGAGGUGUGUUAGUGAGGCAGAGCGGUUUGGGGAAGAGAGCUUGGGUCUUGUU
Molecule: messenger RNA, 2270 nt
Organism: Colletotrichum scovillei
Lineage: Eukaryota; Fungi; Ascomycota; Sordariomycetes; Glomerellales; Glomerellaceae
Product: homogentisate 1,2-dioxygenase
Exons: 11
Coding region: 436-1926 (496 amino acids)
Biological process (GO): L-phenylalanine catabolic process
Cellular component (GO): cytoplasm
Molecular function (GO): homogentisate 1,2-dioxygenase activity
Source: RefSeq, a predicted model, not a curated record